CUGCACAUAGAUGAUCUGUCUACUGAACUUGCCUUGUCAAUGUUUCUUGCCCUUGAACAUUCAUCAGAAAAUGCAUAUACAAAGAUUCAGAGAGCCAUUCAGAAGACUUUCCCUGAUUGCAAACUCCCUAUGUUUCACCAGACAAGGUGCCUACUUGCCAAUCUCAGCAGAGUCAUGUCUGUAGUCAAAGAUAUGUGUAUUAACUCCUGUGCUGCCUUCAUAGGUCCACUCUCUGCUCUUGACACAGUGCUCUGA
Pisolithus orientalis is the source of this 255-nucleotide messenger RNA. RefSeq lists its product as uncharacterized. The record is from RefSeq and is a predicted model, not a curated record. The annotation marks the transcript as partial. Lineage: Eukaryota; Fungi; Basidiomycota; Agaricomycetes; Boletales; Pisolithaceae. The transcript has a single exon.